UCUACUUCCGUGUUUUGUGGCUGGGGGUUAUACAGGGGUUUUAAAUGAAUGAAAAAAUGUUGUGGAUUAUCAUAUUUGCUUUUGUUAUAGAUAUAAAGUGUGUGAAUGCAAAUAGUUUUCCAUAUGACCAAGCUUAUCACACAAACAGAAAAACCUGGAAAGCUGCUUCUGACGAAUGUGGCAGUAAUGGAUUAGAGUUUGACGAAAAGGUGCUGACAAAUAUUAACGUGCUGUAUGAUAAUGAAUUCUGGAUAGGCAUGGCCAUUUAUCGUGUAACUACACCGUGGAUUGAAGUUUUGGGCUGUUAUGCCGUGCCAGACGGACAGGAUGUCAAUAAAAGUCCUUCAAUUGUAGUUUGCCAAAACCAGUGUAAAUCUUAUCAUUUCUUCGGUUACAGUGAGUCGACAGAAAUAUGUUCCUGUCUGCAUAAAAAAGGUAGCUCCUACAAUAUAACGAAUUGCAUAGAAAAAAAUAAUUCAAUAUAUUUCUUCGUUUAUAAAGUAUUCAGUGGGAAUGUUUCUGAAAAUGACAAUAGGAAAUGCACAACUUUAUACUGUAAGGAAGGCAAUAAUGGACUUACAGCAGCUAACUGUAAUGAUACUUUAGAUAAGACAAGGGCCAGUAGAUGUAAUGACACACAUAUUUCCUUUUGGGGCAUAUCGUAUUCAAAAAGCAAACAACUGUGCCUGGAUAGACAGCAGCUUUUACUAUCACCAGAAACUUAUUGCCAAAUUCAAGAUAAUGAAAACGAAGGACAUCCUUCAUGGACAAACGUUUUUAAAGCGGAAACCGAAGCUAAGUUGACACAAGCCGAAGCAGGUACCAGACUACCGCUUUACUGUUUAGCAGGCUCGUUUACAGGAAUGGUUGAAAAAAGAGUGCUUAAUAUUACUAGAAGAGUUUGUAAUGACCAGUUAGAGUUUCUGUGCAGAAUAGGUGAGGUUUCUGCUACAACAACUACUAUUAAAAUAGAGAAAGACCAAAACGCCAGUUUUGAUAUAGGUCCAGUAAUUGGCGGCAUUGCUGGUGCAAUCGCAGUAUUGGCUGUUUUGUUAGUGAUGAUAAUCUGCAAAAUACGGUCAUGUGGACUUUUCAAAACGAUUAAUACUGAUAAGCAAGAAGUCCAAUUCUCAACAGAGUUCGAUGAGCAUUCACAAAAUCCAGCAGUUAGAACAAGUGUGACGCCGACAUCUAACGAAUCAUAUGAAUUAGCUUCAAUCAAUUCUGUCCACACAUAUGCAGUCGUCAACAAAAUCAGAAAAACGAAUUCAAAAUUACAAAAAUCUGACAAAACUUACACUGAAACAUCAUACAGAGAAUAUGAUCGAUUAAAUGGGGUAUCGAAACAGCAAACAGAUUCAAAGGAAAAUUUAUAUGACAGUCAUGCAGGGAUUCGUAAUGAAAAUGACCCAACAUACGACAGUUCCAACCAUGGGGGAAGGAAACUUCAAUUUGAUAACGAUGUUUAUGAUCAUACAGACACAGUAACGACAGACGUAAAUGACUACGGUUAUUCGUCAACUCUCAAAUCAGAAACUAGAAACGAAAAUGAUGUAUAUUAGAAAACCGUCUAGCGGCAACAGUUAACUUCCAGAAAAGGAUACUGGUAAUGCAGUACUGCGGAAUAUGAACACAAUAAUAUAUUUGAUGAUAUGGAUUUGCUUGUAACCCUGAUUUCAAAAAGUGACAGAUUUAGUAGAUUUAUAUCUUCUCCAGGUUAAGUGUGCUCUUUAUAUUAACCAGGCAUGACCUUACAGUCAUCUUAUACAUUUUAUCGUCAUCAUAACUAGUUUAAAGCAAUUCAGAUUCAGAAAUUGAAUAGUCAUUAUUUUCAUUAUUUUAAAUACAAUGUUAAUUCUAAGAUACUUUAGGC
Messenger RNA from Mytilus californianus (California mussel), 1873 nucleotides. RefSeq lists its product as uncharacterized. The record is from RefSeq and is a predicted model, not a curated record. NCBI's taxonomy places the organism in Eukaryota, Metazoa, Mollusca, Bivalvia, Mytilida, Mytilidae. The coding region runs from base 45 to 1562 and encodes 505 amino acids. The transcript has 10 exons.